UCCAAUUCGCGCGCCGUGUAUAAAAGACAUCUCCCGAUGAUGGCUCAUCAUUUCAUGUACUAUCAUUGGGAGAUGUUCCGAACACACGUCUGGGAUGUGGUGUGGGACGCAGUGGGUCGCCUACUUGUAGGAGCUGAUUUGAACUCGAAGGAGCCAGUCCAACUACUGAACUACCCAACAAAACCAUCAAAGCCUGCACAGACCGAGAUCUGCGAUUCGCACAUCCCUCUCUUACUCACUGUUAUCGCCAUGGCUGGGAAGCUAGACUGUGUUGUUGUAGCAGUCGACGGAAGCGAAGAGAGCAUGAACGCCUUGAAAUGGGCGCUCGAUAAUCUGACGCUCCGAACCCAGGGAGAAGGCUCCGAAGCCGGUACUUUCGUCAUCCUCCACGUCCAAUCUCCGCCAUCCAUCGCCGUCGGUCUUAACCCCGGUUCUAUCCCGUUUGGUGGUCCUUCUGACUUGGAGGUGCCUGCGUUUACCGCGGCGAUUGAGGCGCACCAGAGGCGCAUCACUAAUGCGAUCUUGAAUCACGCGUUGAAGAUUUGCUCUGAAAAGCAUGCUAUUGUCAAAACGCAAGUAGUUGUUGGCGAUCCAAAAGAGAUGAUUUGCGAUUUCACAGAAAACUUGAAAGCCGAUCUUCUUGUGAUGGGAUCCCACGCUUAUGGUCCUAUCAAAAGGAUGUUUUUGGGUAGUGUAAGCAACUAUUGCACCAACCAUGUACAAUGUCCAGUGAUUGUAGUAAAGGGUGAUUCAUGAUGAAGUGCCUUAGAAUACUUUUUUCUUGGGAAGUUUGAACAACUACAGUUUCCAUUAUUUUCCGGUUUAUUGCCAGCGUGCUUGAUUAUGCUUUUUCGUCAGCUGUAUCAGUGUGAUCUUUCCCAUCUUGCUAUUUCUUGCUUGUGGUUAUUAUGUCACUACCAGGUUGUAACAUCUUUCCCGUUUGUUCCAUUGUGGCAUAGCAACUGUUGUAUUUGUAAAUUUCUCCUAUUCUUAUGAAAUCUGAAAGAUUGUGGGAGUUUGGCUCUCUAUAGUAGAUGUAAAAAACGGAAAAAAAGGUGGAGUUAUUAAAGCUCCCAGUUGUUCUUUUUGGUGUCCUGUGUGCCUGUAAGCUUGUGAAACAACUAAUAUUCAAUAUUUAUUAUGGAUUGGCUCAUUGUUUACAA
Messenger RNA from Nelumbo nucifera (sacred lotus), 1163 nucleotides. RefSeq names its product Adenine nucleotide alpha hydrolases-like superfamily protein. Lineage: Eukaryota; Viridiplantae; Streptophyta; Magnoliopsida; Proteales; Nelumbonaceae. The record is from RefSeq and is a predicted model, not a curated record.